Heterobasidion irregulare TC 32-1 is the source of this 189-nucleotide messenger RNA. RefSeq lists its product as uncharacterized. The transcript has a single exon. The record is from RefSeq and is a predicted model, not a curated record. The coding region runs from base 1 to 189 and encodes 62 amino acids. Lineage: Eukaryota; Fungi; Basidiomycota; Agaricomycetes; Russulales; Bondarzewiaceae.
AUGUUUUCCCGCAUCUCUGCUCUCUCUGUCUUCUCGGUCCUGGCCCUCGCUAUCGCGGGGUCGGCGACAUCUCUCGUGUCCAGGCAGGCUGCUGCUUGCCCCGCUGGCAAGACAGCCCUCUGUUGUCUCACUUAUGUGAGCAUGAACAUACGCACAGAUUCUGGAAGAGGUCUGCUUAUCGAUCUUUAA